Messenger RNA from Saccostrea cuccullata (small rock oyster), 2001 nucleotides. RefSeq lists its product as uncharacterized. The record is from RefSeq and is a predicted model, not a curated record. Lineage: Eukaryota; Metazoa; Mollusca; Bivalvia; Ostreida; Ostreidae. The coding region runs from base 1 to 2001 and encodes 666 amino acids. The transcript has a single exon.
AUGGGACUAUGUCACAAAGUGGGGACCUCUCGACAGGUGGCCAUGAGAAGAGAUGUGAUAGACCUCACAGAGAUAUUGACAUAUCACGUCAAUAGUGAUAGUAAUUCAGACACUAGAAUGACAAGUGGAAGCUUCAGAGAAGGAUUCAGACUAAAAACAUCAGAUAUAGACUUAAUAUUCUGGCAUACAAAUCAGCGUGUAGUCUGGAAUUUAUCUCAGACUCGGUACUACAACAACCACAGAUACAAAUUAUUUCUCUGUGACUGUUCCAUAAGUCCUCCAGGGUUCUCUUUACUUCGGUUUUUGAUUCCUUCAGGCAGCAUAAAAACAUCAUCAUGCAUUAUAUCAAUAGAGAGCAUGGACAUUCUGUCAGCACUUGUCAGGAGAAACGGUUACCUUUUAAUAUCUAGUUCUCUAUACAGAAAAAACAUGCGUCCAGUAGUACACCCUGUCUCUACUCUACAUGGACCCUGCGCCAGUCGAAUUCAUGCUGGAGUAGAAUAUGAUUAUGCCCACUGUUUUGCCACUGACUUUUGGCCUCCACCUGCAGCCUCUUGGAUAGACAGAUGUCACUCAUGGCCCCAACCUCAUGUUGUGUGGGACAUAAUCAGAAGUGGAUGUCACUUUGUACCAAUUGGACAUAAACUGAGCAAUUAUGAAGACCAUGAAUGGAGAAUUUCUUUCUCACGGGCAGAACAAAUACUUGUGUACUCAAUGAACCACACUCAGUUCUUAACGUAUGGAUUUCUGAAAUUGAUUUUAAAGGAAGUCAUAAACAAUGGAUUAGGAGAAGAGGAUAAACUACUAUGUUCCUACCACAUGAAGACAGCCGUUUUCUGGGUGAUUCAACGAAAUACUGUACCUCAUUGGUGUCCACAAAAUCUCCUGUUGUGUUUUUGGAAGUGCUUCAAACUGAUCCUUAAAUGGGUAUAUGAAGGGGUCUGUCCUAACUUUUUCAUUCCACAAAACAAUAUGUAUCUGAGUAAAAUCCAUGGUGAUAAGCAAAACCAAUUGUUCAUUAGGCUGCAUGCGUUUUAUGAGAAGGGUUUGAUAUCACUGCUACACAGUUCCUCCAUCUGGCCCUAUGUUUUAAAAGUUCUUUAUAACCCGAGACUAUCUAUUUGUACAGACGAAGGCAACUUGUUCCCUGAGUUUGAAAUUGAUUUAACCCUUUUUAAUUGCAUAACGUGUGAAGAUGUAUACGGAAUAGCAAACCUGCUACGCUGUAUGAAAUGCCUACGAGCUGUAGAACAGUUGAUAAAUACACCCUUGACGCCAUAUCAUGUUGCCACCCUACAGAAACACACAACCUCCAUCUUCCAUGAAAUUGCCUUUAUACUAAACAACAUGUACAUCAAAGCUUGUCGAAACAAAAUGGUGUAUAUUGCUGACAGAAUGUCCCAUCGCAUACUGAAAUUAACUGGCAAGUUUGGCUGCACAUCUGAUAUGGUUUAUAUGGCUAUGUAUUACUACAAGACAAUGAGAUUUGUGGACGCAUUGCUUGUUAUAGAAAUGGCAAAAGACUUACAGUUAUAUAAAUUAUCUUAUACUACGGAUAUGUACACCGAAGCUGUUAGAGGAUUGUCCUUGACUUUAAAAAUGAGGUUCUUUACAAGAAGGGAUGUCUUCCUCAACAAUAAUAUCUGUUACAUCGAUGAAUUAUUGCCUGAACAACAGUCUAGUUUACAGGAGAGACAAGGUGCGUUGGUUAUCCCUGUAUUGGUACUCUUGUGUAUGCUGGAGAUCUUGUGCUACCGUCAUGUUGAUACAACAAAAGUACAAACACUUUUAUCUUAUCUCCAGAAUCUAGUAGACCAUCCUCAGAGGAGGAUCAUACAAGAACGUCUAAGAGACAUAUCAUGGCAGAUCCUAGGAAUCUGUUACCAGGUCACAGGGAAUCCACAGGCGGCUCUUUACGCGUAUCAACAGUCACUUUCACAAGUACCAUUAAAUGAAAUAAAACAUGCUUCACUGAUGAGAAUACAAAAUAUUCUUCAGUAA